Messenger RNA from Macadamia integrifolia, 921 nucleotides. RefSeq lists its product as uncharacterized. The transcript is spliced from 2 exons. The record is from RefSeq and is a predicted model, not a curated record. Bases 1 to 921 code for a protein of 306 amino acids. Lineage: Eukaryota; Viridiplantae; Streptophyta; Magnoliopsida; Proteales; Proteaceae.
AUGGAGUUUGAUGAAGGCUACAGGAGGCGAAGGAAAAUCAUUAUCUUUGCAGCGACUGCUGUUGUUAUAGCAGUCGAUCAGUAUAUAAAAAAAUAUCUGAAGAAAGAGCCAUACCAUUGUGAACCCCUGCGUGGUAUUACUGAAACAGAGAGAAUUAUCAGUCACACUGAUAAAACAUGUCGAGAACAAAUAAGGUUAAGCAAUAGGGCUUUUUUUAGUUUAAGUCAUUUGAUUAGGGAGAAGGGUCUACUGAGGGAUAGUAGAUCUGUGCAAGUGAAUGAACAACUAGUUAUGUUUCUACAUACAGUAGGACACAAUGUUAAAAAUCGCGUCAUUGCACACAAGUUUGGACAUUCUGGUGAGACUGUCAGUAGGUACUUUAACAUUGUAUUGGGAGCAAUCAUUAAAUUGUACCCGAUACUAUUGAAACCUCCAAGUGUCGCAGUGCAUCAUCGGAUAACAAAUAAUGAAGGAAGAUUUUACCCUUAUUUCAAGGACUGCAUCGGAGCCAUAGAUGGGUCCCAUAUCCCUGCGUGGGUGCAUUUAAGCGACCAUCCGAGGUUCCGUGAUAGGAAGGGUGAUAUUUCCCAAAAUAUUCUUGUUGCCUGUGACUUUGACAUGAAAUAUACUUAUAUUCUUUCUGGUUGGGAAGGAUCAGCAUCAGAUGCUCGAAUCUUAGACAAUGCAUUACAUAGAGAGGGCGACGGAAAAUUGGUGUUGCCACGAGAGGAUGAAGAGGUUGAAGAAGCUAGUACUAGUACCCAAUCCACUUCUCACCAAGUAAACGAUGAUGUUGAAGAUGAUAGUUCUGAUGACGAGGAUCAUGCGCUGGAGAAUGGUGAUUGGGAUCUAUUUCGAGAACAAAUUGCUGACCAUAUGUGGGCUGAUUGGGUUGCAACCGAUUUGUCCAACUCAGAUUGA